GUGACUCUGCCCAAAACUCAAAUUUACAUUUCUACCCCUUUUCUGUAAACCCAACCAAACCCACCUUGGUAACUCUAUCGUGUCCUCCAUUAAACAAAUUGCCCCACGUAACAAAAUCAAAGUCAACCAACUUACCUUUUCGAGUUGGUCAACAAAACUUAAUCACCCAAUCUAGUCCAGUCAUAUUCUGACAUGAUAUCCAUUCUUUAUGUCACCUCACUCACAGCUAGGUGACUCUACCAUCUUUCUCUGCCCGUCUCCUGCCCGAUCUGCCCACAUUUCUCUGCUCUUCCGAAGUACCCAAGUACGCUCCUUUCCCCCGCCCCCCCCAAUUUUUUUUUGUUUUUUCAUUUUUUUGCCGUCUCUCUCAUCUCUUUCUCUCCCUAAGAAAAUUAUCGAUUUUUCUCUCUCUAGAUCGAUAGUUUUUGGUUAUUUUUUUUUUAAUUGGAGGAAUCAUAGGUUGAGUUGGAUCGGUCAAUUGUGAAAUCUGAGGAUUAGGGAUUGUAACUCCAAUUGGGGAAAAAAGCGUGAAAUAGUUUUAGGGUUUUCGAUAGUGGUAUUGAAUGGUGAAAAAGGAAGUUUUUUUAUGUGGAUCUAGGGUUAAUUGUUAGAAAGAAAGUGCAGAAGAAAGGAUUGAUGGUAGUCUUAAGGGAAAAUGCAAGAAGGCUAUGCAUGGGCGGGUAUAUGAAGAAAGGAAAAAGGGCCGGCACAUGUGGACAGAACCCACCCGUGGGAAUUCUGUUGUUGGUGUUGUAGCUGCUUCUUGUGAUGUUUCUUCCUCUAAUUCAUUGUUGUCUCCAGCUAAUGAUUCAUUUUUCAAGGACGGACGCAGGAUCAGUGUUGGAGAUUGUGCACUUUUUAAACCACCACAGAACUCCCCUCCUUUCAUUGGAAUAAUUCGUUGGCUGGCUACCGGUAAAGAGAAUCAGUUAAAGUUAUGUGUGAAUUGGCUUUAUCGACCUGCUGAAGUAAAGCUUGGCAAAGGCAUCCUAUUGGAAGCUGCGCCAAACGAAGUAUUUUAUUCUUUUCAUAAGGAUGAGAUUCCUGCUGCAUCAUUACUCCAUCCGUGUAAAGUUGCAUUCCUUGCUAAAGGUGUUGAACUUCCAUCAGGGAUUUCCUCUUUUGUUUGCCGGCGAGUUUACGACAUUACAAACAAGUGUUUGUGGUGGCUAACUGAUCAGGAUUAUAUUCAUGAACGACAAGAAGAAGUAGAUAAAUUAUUGUAUAAGACACGCAUAGAAAUGAAUGCUACAGUGCAGCCAGGUGGGCGUUCUCCGAAGCCAAUGAACGGUCCGACAUCAGCAUCACACUUAAAAUCAGGUUCAGAUAGUUUGCAUAACAGUGCCUCUUCCUUUCCUUCUCAAGUUAAGGGAAAGAAAAGGGAAAGAGGAGAUCAGGGCUCUGAACCUGUUAAAAAGGAACGCCCUUCAAAAAUGGACGAUAGCGACUCUAUUCAAUUGAGAACAGAAAGCAGUUGGAGAUCUGAGAUUUCUAAGUUCACAGAAAAAGGGGGGCUCAUAGAUUCUGAAGGUGUUGAGAAAUUAGUGCAGCUAAUGCUGCCUGAGAGAAAUGAUAAAAAGAUAGACUUAGUUGGCCGAUCAGUACUAGCUAGUGUGGUUGCAGCCACUGAUAAGUUCGACUGCCUUACCCGAUUCGUGCAGCUUAGGGGCUUGCCGGUAUUUGAUGAAUGGCUGCAGGAGGUACAUAAAGGGAAGAUUGGUGAUGUUAUUGUUCCCAAGGAUGGCGAUAAGUCCAUUGAGGAAUUUCUCUUCGUCUUACUUCGCGCUCUUGACAAACUCCCUGUAAAUCUUCACGCUUUACAAAUGUGCAAUAUUGGUAAGUCGGUGAAUCAUCUGCGCACUCAUAAGAAUUUAGAAAUUCAGAAGAAAGCAAGGAGCUUAGUUGACACAUGGAAAAAACGUGUUGAAGCUGAAAUGGAUGCGAAGUCUGGUUCUAACCAGGCUGUUUCAUGGGCUGCAAGGCCUCGUCUUCCAGAAGUUUCACAUGGUGGGAACAGACAUUUGAGUGCAUCCUCCGAGGUUGCAAUGAAGAGUUCAGCUGCACAAAUCUCUGCUUCAAAAAAUACUCCUGUCAAGCUUGUCCAGGGUGAGACUGCAACCAAGUCUACAUCUGCAUCUCCAGGUUCCUUGAAAUCAGCACCAUCUUCUGCAUCAGUGGGUAAUAAUAUAAAAGAUGGACAGCCCCGAAAUACUGGUGUUAAUGGUGGGUCUGAACCUCCACUUACAGUGGCUGGAGACGAGAAAAGCAGCAGUUCCAGUCAAUCCCCCAACAAUAGUCAAUCUUGCUCCAGUGACCAUGGCAAAACUGGGGGGUAUUCUGGGAAGGAGGAUGCGAGGAGCUCUACUGCCAUUUCAAUGACUGCAAAUAAAAUCAUUGGUGGUUCUUCUCGGCAUCGGAAAUCAGCGAAUGGUUUCCCAGGACAUACUUCAUCUGGGGUUCAAAAGGAAAUUGGGUCAAGCAGGAACUCUUCCUCACAUAGAAAUCCAGGUUCAGAAAAAUUACCACUGUCCAGUUUGACAUGUGAGAAGGCAGUUGAUGUUCCUGUGGCAGAGGGGAAUAAUCAUAAAUUGAUUGUUAAACUGUCCAACAGAGGCCGUAGUCCUGCAAGAAGUGGCAGUGGAGGUUCAUUUGAAGACCCUUCAGUCAUGAAUAGCAGAGCUUCUUCUCCUGUCCUUUCAGAAAAGCAUGACUUGAAGGAAAAGAAUGAUGUUUAUCGAGCUAAUACUGUCUCUGAUGUCAAUAAUGAGUCAUGGCAAAGCAAUGAUUCCAAAGAGUUUCUGACUGGGUCUGAUGAGGGAGAUGGAUCUCCUGCUACUGUGCCUGAUGAAGAUAACUCUAGGACUGGUGAUGACACUAGGAAAUUAAUAGAAAUUCCUAAAGCUGCUUCCUCAUCAUCCGGAAAUGAACGUAAAUCUGGGAAAUUGCAUGAAGCGUCUUUCAGCUCCAUAAAUGCUUUGAUUGAAAGUUGUGUGAAGUACUCUGAAGCAAAUGCAUCGAUGUCUGUUGGAGAUGAUGUUGGAAUGAACCUGCUUGCUAGUGUAGCUGCUGGCGAGAUGUCUAAAUCAGAUAUGGCUUCACCAAGUCCUUCUCCCCAAAGAAAUGUCACUGUUCCUGAGCACUCUUACACAAGCACUGAUCUGAGAAUGAAAUCAUCUCCAAUUGAUAGUCUUGCUCUAAACCGGGGUCAGUCUGUUGAUGAUGAACAUGAGAAGGGGACUACUAUUUUGAGUAAUUCACUGGUGAUGAACACAGAAGACAAACCCAUUUUAAUAUCUCAUGAACAACCAACAGGGGAUCACAAUGCACAUUUGAAUUCUUCCAUUAUGGAUGCGCAGCAAGUUGCUGAACCCUGCAUAGAAAGCAAUGUGAAGUCAGAAGAAACAUCGGUAGGCACUUCAUUGGCUUUGCCCUCUGCAAGUGCGGUAGAUAAGACAGUUGAUGGUGGGGGGACAGGAACAUGGGAGGAAAAGGUGCGUGGAAAGCUGAAUGCCUGUGGCCUAUCUGAUGCCAAAGAAGAGUUAUGCAACUCUUUCGAAAAUGAAGAGAAGGUUGAUCGUUUAGCAGUGGUGGGGACUGAAGCUGCCGUUCGACCAUCUCCUUUACCAUCUAUGGAGAUUAACAGUGAGAAGAAGAAAAAAAUGAUUAAUGAAUUGAAAAGUUCUGUGCAGGCAGAGCAGAAACCAGCUGCUAUGAUGCUUUCAGGCAGCACAAACGGCAGGGAAGUGUUGCAACAUUCUGAAUCAGGCGAUGACAUGGUUUCUGGAAGUGUUAGUGAGGUGAAGGGUGAAAACACUGUUAAAACUGAAGGCGGCAGUCAGUCUCUGGGAGUACAAAAAACUGAAAAGGAAAGCAAUAUUGGCUCAGCUGUUGCCAACCAAAAGAAUGAUUGCAUGGAGAGUCUAGAAGGUAGUCAGGUUAAAGAACAGCAUGUUGGCGGCCCAGUGCCUCCUCACGAGGUCUCACCAGAAGCUGUUCAAGAAUCUGAACAGCAAUCAAGGUCUAAGGGAUCGAAGUUGGUUGGCACUGAAGCUGAUGAAGCUGAGGAGUGUACAUCAGCAGCUGUGGAUGUUGCUGUUCCAUCUGCUGUAGUGGAGUCAGAUAUGGAAGCAAAAGUGGAAUUUGAUUUGAAUGAAGGUUUUAAUGGUGAUGAUGGGAGAUUUGGGGAACUAAAUAACUUGAUAACUCCAGAAUGCUCAACUAGUGUUCAAUUAGUAAGCCCUUUGCCUUUAUCUGUUUCUUCUGCUUCCGGUGGUCUUCCUGCUUCAAUUACAGUAGCUUCAGCUGCAAAAAGGCCCUUUAUCCCUCCAGAGGAUUUACUGAAGAGUAGGGGAGAACUUGGUUGGAAGGGAUCAGCAGCCACAAGUGCAUUUCGGCCAGCUGAACCUAGAAAAUCACUGGAGACACCAGUAAGUAAUACUAUUAUCUCUCUUCCUGAUGUGCCAGCUGCCAAGCCCAGUCGUCCUCCAUUAGAUAUUGACUUAAAUGUUCCUGAUGAAAGAAUCUUUGAGGAUAUGGCUUGUCAAAGUACAGCACAGGGUAACUGUGAUCUUUCGCAUGAUGAACCACUGGGUUCUGCACCUGUUCGGAGCUCCGGUGGACUUGAUCUUGAUUUAAAUAGAGUGGAUGAGCUUGCUGAUAUCGGCAAUCACUUAACAAGCAAUGGUCGUAGGCUGGACGUGCAGCUUCACCCUGUCAAAUCACCUUCAAGUGGUAUUCUUAAUGGAGAGGUGAGUGUCCGCAGGAACUUUGAUUUGAAUGAUGGGCCUCUUGUUGAUGAGGUGAGUGGGGAACCAUCUUCAUUUGGCCAGCACACAAGGAACAGCGUACCAUCCCAUUUGCCGCCUGUUUCUGCCCUUCGAAUUAACAAUGUUGAAAUGGGGAACUUCUCUUCAUGGUUUUCACCGGGUCAUCCCUACCCUGCUGUUACAAUCCAGCCUAUCUUACCUGGCAGAGGAGAGCAGCCUUUUCCAGUGGUUGCGCCUGGUGGACCUCAAAGGAUGUUGACUCCUACUGCCAACACACCUUUUAGUCCUGAUAUCUUCCGGGGCUCAGUCUUAUCAUCUUCCCCAGCUGUGCCAUUUACAUCUACACCUUUCCAGUACCCCGUCUUUCCUUUUGGAACCAGCUUUCCUCUACCUUCGGCGACAUUUCCUGGUGGCUCAACAAGUUAUGUUGAUGCAUCAGCUGGCAGUAGGCUUUGCUUUCCUGCUAUGCCUUCUCAAGUACUAGCACCUGCAGGUGCAGUCCAAUCCCAUUACUCAAGACCCUUCGUUGUUAGCGUUGCUGAUAGUAACAACACCAGUGCUGAGAGCAGUAGGAAAUGGGGACAGCAGGGACUAGACCUAAAUGCAGGGCCUCUAGGUCCGGACAUAGAGGGGAAAGAUGAAACAUCUUCUCUUGCAUCAAGGCAAUUGUCUGUUGCCAGUUCACAGUCUCUUGUGGAGGAGCAAUCAAGGAUAUAUCAAGUUGCAGGAGGCAGUGUAUUAAAGAGGAAGGAACCAGAUGGAGGGUGGGAAAAUUAUAAGCAUUCAUCAUGGCACUAGAGAUGCUCAAUGGUGCUGCUUGCUGAUCUGUGAAGCCUUUCCAACGGGCGUUGGCAAUUCCUAGGAUCUGUCAUCUAACUUGUGCUCUUAAAGGAUGGGUGGUAAGUGAGUUAUUUGAUGUUGUUCAGUCUCCGACCCCCACCCUUUCACUGUUCCAAUUGUAUCUUUAAGGAAUCUGUCCGGGGUCUUCAAGCUGGUAGGAAUUUGUACUGGGCAGCUGCAGUUCACUUUUCCCUUUGUAGAUAUCUUAACUGUUGAAAAGCAUGUUGCCCAAACAUUGGAAAAAUUGGUGCCUAUACUCUUAUUCAGUGCAUCUGCAAUAUAUACUGUUGGACCAAAAUCAUCCUUCCUUCUCCAACCAUUCCGCAAUGGAGGUUGGGUUAGUGACUGCUUUGAACAGAGCCCUUUUGUAUGUGCUUUGUUGUUAAUUUAUCGUUUUUUCUCUAUUUUAAUCACAUAUAUAAGCAGAGUGGUCAGCGAAUUUUGGUA
Messenger RNA from Ricinus communis (castor bean), 6053 nucleotides. RefSeq lists its product as uncharacterized. Gene Ontology annotation, cellular component: nucleus. The transcript is spliced from 4 exons. Gene Ontology annotation, molecular function: chromatin binding. The record is from RefSeq and is a predicted model, not a curated record. The coding region runs from base 669 to 5564 and encodes 1631 amino acids. NCBI's taxonomy places the organism in Eukaryota, Viridiplantae, Streptophyta, Magnoliopsida, Malpighiales, Euphorbiaceae.